Messenger RNA from Paralichthys olivaceus (Japanese flounder), 3310 nucleotides. It is a transcript of the gene maml2, whose product is annotated as mastermind like transcriptional coactivator 2. Gene Ontology annotation, molecular function: transcription coactivator activity. Gene Ontology annotation, biological process: Notch signaling pathway; positive regulation of transcription of Notch receptor target. NCBI's taxonomy places the organism in Eukaryota, Metazoa, Chordata, Actinopteri, Pleuronectiformes, Paralichthyidae. Gene Ontology annotation, cellular component: nucleoplasm; nuclear speck. The record is from RefSeq and is a predicted model, not a curated record.
AUGGGAGAGGCGACCCCCGCUCAGUCCGCUUCGGGGCCAUUCGUACCCAUGCUGGGUGUCGGUUUAGGAAGCAUGCCCGGCGGGGUCGCCAACGGGCCGGUGGUGGCCACAUCCAGAGGGUCGGCGGUGCCACAGCUGCACAACGCCAUCGUGGAGCGUCUGCGCGCCCGCAUCGAGCUGUGCAGGCGGCACCACUCCACCUGCGAGAACCGCUACCAGAGGGGUCAGGCCGAGAGCUCCGACCGGGAGCAUGAGAGCACGCUUCACCUGCUCAACAUAGUCCACCAGGGGCCCGGGAACCGCAAGACGAAGGGCGGCCGGGGGUCGAACCAGCAACCUCCGGAGUACAGCAGGUCCAACGGGGAGCAGAAAGGUACCGAGGGCGAGCAGAAGAUCUCUACGCGCAUAGCGCUCCAAGGAUCUUUGCGACGAAAGCUCGAGGGACAUGCACCAGGACAUAUACCAAAGCAGAAUGGGUUAUCCUGCGGUUUCUCAGGAUCGGACUUUAAGAGGGUCCGUGUGGACACUGGCGCUCUGGGACAUGGGCCUUGCAACCAUAACUUGACCCAGUCUCACUCUCUCCAUGGGUCAUCAGCCAUGGGCAUGCAGAGGAAAAAUUACAUGAUGCCUCAUGGAGUGGGGUCCGACAUCUUCAACAUGACCCUGAAGGAAAUGAAAAAAGAGCCCAUCGAGGUCCCGUCGUGUGGCCAAUCAAACACAGAGAUGAUUUUUGACUUCAAGGAUGAAUGUGGCAGUCAGAUUGACCCAGAUCUCCAGGAUCUGUUUGAUGAGCUGACAAAGACAGUGUCCCCGCUGAAUGACCUGGAGUUCGAGAAGAUGCUGAAACAGGAUGAUACAUUCGGUUUGGAUCUAGGUCGGCCAAGCUCAGCAGGCGCAGCUGCCAGUCUGUGUUCCCCGAUGGACAAGCCGAUCAAGACGGAGCACUCCCCAGAUUAUGGCCAGGUUCACGCUGGCUCGCCACAGCUUCGCCCGGCCUCAGCAGGGCCCUCGUUCACACUGACCAGCACCUCUUCCACCACCACUACACAGAAACCCAACACUCAGGCAGGACACCCCAGAGCCAUGCCCUGCUGGCCAGAAAUAUCCCACGCAGAGCAGCUGAAGCAGAUGGCGGCAAACCAGCAGCAGCCGAGCUCUUUGCUCCAUCACCACCACCAACCACCACCUGUGGGAUUGACCAGCUGGGCUCCUGCCAUGAGCAGCCACUCUUCCACCAGCACCUUCCCCCAGGACAAGGUCUCCGGCCCAGCCCAGGUUAACCAGCAGAGGAUCGGAGCCCAGAGCAAAGGGAUCAACAACUGCCUCUUCAAGUCAAACGGCCACAGUGGCUCCCAUCACUUGGACAUGAAGAUUCUUAGCACCAAGCCCACACUGCACUUCAGCCCCAAAGCUCCGCAUUCUGCCGGGGGUCAGCCGAUGUCUAUCAUGGCAAGCUCAGUGAACAAGGCCUCAGCCCAACAGCAGCAGUCGCCUUCGACGUGCCAGAACCAGCCUCAUUCAACGCUCCACUUCCAGAACCAACAGAUCUCCACGUCAGGGGCCCUUUGUCUGCAACCCAAGACUGUUCCUGCCGGGCUGCCGUUCAAGCUGACACAACAGCGACAGGGCGUUCCUCCUGGUCCAAGGCUGCCCAUCAAUGGGAGCUUAGGAGUCAUGUCAGCCCAGUCGCAGCCACGAGCCCCGGUGCCCAACAACCUGCAGAAAGGCCCGACCAAAACUCCAGCCAUGCUGAGACAGCUUAACCAACAACAGCACACUAUCAGCAAUCCAGACAAAGACAACGCACAUGAUCAGUUCAGCCGUCACCUCACGAGACCACCCCCAGAUUACAAACAGUCCAGAAGUAUGGUGGGACUCAAGCAAGGAAAUAUCUUCACAGGUCAGAACUCCUCCACGUCUUCCAGCAGUGGCCCCGAGAACGACCUGCAGUCCAUGUCUUGUCACCUCCCAAGUGGGUCUGGCUCGAAGAUGAGUCCUUCACCAUCGGAGCGCAGAUUUGGCAUCGGCACCGACUGUCAUCCGACUCCUUGUAUCAGCCAGUUCCAGCCACACAACAACCAGAAUCCGAUUGGACUAAAUCAGAAUAAACCGAGGUUCCUCGGACCAAACCAAGCAGGUUCCUUUGGGAUGAACAGUGCAGCAGGUGUCCAACAUCCCAGAACGACAGCUGACCUGCAUUCCUCAGGGGUCCCGGGGCAGGGUCUCGGAGGCUUGAUGACAAAUGUCAACAUGGGGUGGGGCUCAGCCAACAAGCAAUUGACAACUGGACUUGGCAUUAGGCGUCUACCCAACCAGCUGCAGUCGCCGGGCGCGCAGCUGGACAUGUCGAACCAUCCUUACCAACAGAGGCACAUCGGACCGCCGAACCAGGUCGCACCGGAUAUAGGGAUGCUCCCUCUUAACCCCUCGAUAAGAGACACAGGCCCGAGGCCGAGCCAGCCGAUCAUGGGCUCCCCAUCGACAGUGGGGAACCUGAACCAGGCCUCUCCUGAACAGAGGGUGCCGGCGGGGAACUUCGCCGAGCCCACCCCUAGCUCCACCAGCUACCACCAGAACAACAGGGCCAACCGCCUGACCUUUGACUUCCUGCCAGAGGGAGACAACACCGUCCCCGGCAUCAACACAGACUCAGACUUUAUUGACUCUUUGCUCAAGUCUGGCUCUGGGAACGACGACUGGAUGAAAGACAUAAAUUUGGAUGAGAUUCUUGGCAGCCACUAGUGAAUUUUCGUUCACAAAAAAAAUAAAGAAAAAGAAACAAAGACCCAAAGCCUAAACCCACAAAACUGUAUGUAAGGUGGAAGGAGAAACAUUUGUAAAUAAUGAUAAAAAUGGGAUUUUAUAAACUCACAAUAUUUGUUAUCCAAGUAAUACUGUAUUGUUUUAUAUUGUAUUUACUGUGAAAUCUGUUUUCUGUCUUUAGCAUAUUUCGAUUCCUGGUAUUUUGUCCAAGAAACUGCUUCUGUUUGCGGUCACUGUUGUUAUGGUCGGUCAUAUUCAAGCUGUAGUGCUGUCCUGUAGGAUGAGAUACCAAAUUCACACUGUGAAAAGAAAACAUUGCUGUGUUGCUUUCAGGUUCAUCUCCAAGUUUAAUGUCUCCACCCACUAUAGCAUGAUAUGGUAUUUACCUUCAGACGUUUUGCUGCCACACAAACACACAAAUGUUUUUAUUUUUUUCUUACGUACUGUUCAAGCUUUUUUGAUCUGUGGUAGUUUUUGAUGCAGUUUAAAUAAUGUAACCAUUCUUUUUUUUUCAUGUGAUAUUUAAUAAUUAUUGGGAUAGUAUUAA